This is a messenger RNA of Pseudovirgaria hyperparasitica, 390 nucleotides long. RefSeq lists its product as uncharacterized. Lineage: Eukaryota; Fungi; Ascomycota; Dothideomycetes; Acrospermales; Acrospermaceae. The record is from RefSeq and is a predicted model, not a curated record. Bases 106 to 348 code for a protein of 80 amino acids. The transcript has a single exon.
GAAAAUAACUUUGAUGAGAGUGAGAGGAAGUCUACUUGACGACGAUUCAUCACACGAAAUGAAGGGAAACACCUGCUACCCCGUGAGAGAAGAGGCGCUGACUCCAUGCCAUGCAGAGGUGAUCAUUUCCCAAUCACACGAGUCCCUACCAAACCUGCGAAUCAAUCAAGCAUCUUGCUUUUGACCAUUCUCGCGUACGUUGUGGGACAUAUUGUGGCCAAUCUCAGUCUCCUGGCGCCCAGUUAUGUAGUUUUUUGUCUACUAGUAGCGACCUUCGGCCCGUGGGCGGGUCAAGACAUCUAUCGGCUUUAUCGUUCGGAUCCUCGUAUGGAACGCACCCUUCUAUGACCACGUCAACCGCGUUACCCAAGGACUAGCCGCAAUUGAGAA